AUGGUAUUGGUGUGGCAUCUCCGCUACACGCCACUCCUUCAUGAUACCCACUUACCUCCCCUUCUUCCUACACAGGACACCUCCAAGAUGAUGGAAGGGCGGAAACGUCGUUCCCUCGAAGAGGACGUCGUCUCCACAGGACAAAAGAAGGUCCGUUUGGAACAACCGGAGACAAUAGCACAAGUAAGGAGAAAAGAAGUCGAGGUCCUUCAAACGUUUGACUUCAACAACAUUUACGAAAAUGUGGAGUUUACAAAAGUGAUGACUCUAGAUCAAUACCGGAAGUGUCGUCCAUAUAAAGUGUUCCAUUAUCCUGGCAGAAGCAAAGGAGAGAUAAUCUUUCAUUUGAGUUGCGAUGGCAGUUUUGAGCUGACUGCAGUGAACAUAGGUUUAACCCAUUGUGCCACAAACUGCAAUGGAGUAGUGGAUAUGUAUGUAAAUGGGCAGCCUUUCCUACUUGGGUACAGUGACGCUAAUGCAAUGAAUUUUGAAGAGCAAGUUUUCCGUAUACCGCCGUCCCUAUGUAUACCAGGUGUCAAUGUUUUCUCCUUAGUUCUAAAUGAAUCUAGUCCGGGUGUGUAUUGGCUCUCUGAUGCAUGUGUAGCCAUCGAGAAACUUUUAUGAAUGUGCAAAACUUUUAUGGAGAGCUGAUGCGAUUCUAGUCCAAAAUGGAUAACUUUUCUAAGCAUGCGCAGUGCGAUUAGAUGAUGAUUUCGUACAAAUGUAUGGUUCAGUAUUCCAUAGCUUCAAUAUACAAUAUUCAAUUUGAAUCAUUUAAAAGAAAAAAUGACCUUGAAUUGAUGAAAUAUAGUUUGCAUAAGAUUUAUCUCCCUUCUCAUUUGAUACGUUUCAAUUAGUGAGGAAUUACUUUAUAAAGGAGUUGCACCUGUCACGUUUUAAUACCAUACAGCCUUAAAGUUUUCGUGUGUUACACUGUGUCAUUCAUUCAAUGAAAUGUAUACAUUUGAAAUUCAAUGGAAAAUGAUUGAAAAAGGGGGAAAUGUGAUUGGUUGAAUCAUCUUCUUAAUC
Ylistrum balloti is the source of this 1029-nucleotide messenger RNA. RefSeq lists its product as uncharacterized. The record is from RefSeq and is a predicted model, not a curated record. Lineage: Eukaryota; Metazoa; Mollusca; Bivalvia; Pectinida; Pectinidae. Bases 1 to 624 code for a protein of 207 amino acids. The transcript is spliced from 2 exons.